CCUACAAGAAUGACAUAUGUUGGCCAGGGCUGUUUCUUCAAGCCCAGCGAUAUCGCAAUGUCGUUCCACGAAUUCUAGGGACGGUCGAAGUCGUUUAGGUCGUCAAUAGAGCAGGACUUCUUAGCACUAGCUUGGCAUUUCAUGCACCCUAGCAAUUCGUAUUUCCAUUUCUAGCAUCAGAUUUGCUCUUAGAAGUUGCUUGAAGAACAGGACGGCGUCCACAUUUAGGUGCAUAUUACAUGAACAUCGAGCACGUCGCACAAGAACCAUCGAUAUCAAAAUGGUGUCCCACCCUGCUCAACAUCAUUAUCCAUUGGUCAAAUUACCGCACCCAUUUUUGACCUCAUAUCGAGUCUGCGCUAUCGAGGGGAGCCAUCCAACCAAGCUUACCUUGACACUUCAAGACCAGCCAACUAAUGGCCGGUCGCCUCCAGAAUUGUUGCAUUCCAGCUCGCUGACAUGGCUUGAACUGAAAUCGCGGCGCGCCUCUGAGCUUCCUCCGCUCUCCGACAACAGCGCGUGGGCCAGAGCAUAUAGAAGCCCAGGAACAGUUUUUGAAUGGACGGAGGAAGAGCCAGCAUCGCUUGCUCAGAUAUGGAACGUGGUUCACGCUAUCUAUCUGGCCCACCCUUUGCACGAGUAUUUCCGGUUGACACUGAGCGGGAAUGGCAAGGAGAUUAUCAGAAAAGAGUUGCUCGCGACAGGCCUUGCCAUUGAGCAUCCUAGGCCAUGGUAUCCCAAUGAAAAGACUCCUGUCAACGAAGAUGAGCUUCUCGUCCUCCGGAGCUCGUUCUGGCAAGGAGCAGCAUCCCCAUUUGGUCCACGUCCUAUCUGGGUCAUCGGCGAGGGCACCGAUGGCGAGUUAAGGAAGCCGCUGUCUCAAUAUCCUAUCAUGCCCGAGAACCACUGCCUGACCAUGAAGUUUCCCAAGGAAGCCGUGUACACUAGGCACCCUGUUCGCCGGCCGAAGCCGUCUCCUGGUUCGAUCUGCUACAGUCGCUACAUCCCGGAGCUGGACGAGCAUUUCUCUCUUGAGGUUGUCGAUUGGCAGAACCUGGAUCACCUGAAGCUCUUCAACAAAUGGCAGAAUGACCCUCGCGUUGCCGCAGGUUGGAAUGAGAGGGGAACGUUGGAGGAGCAUCGAAAGUAUCUUCACAAGCUUCAUUGCGACCCGCACGUGUUGUGCUUGUUUGGCCGCUUCAAUGAUUCGCGCUUUGCCUAUUUUGAAUUAUACUGGGCAAAGGAAGAUCAUUACGGCGCACAUUAUAACGCUGGCGAUUACGAUCGUGGACGUCACUCGCUUGUCGGUGACGAGGCUUUCAGAGGAGCAAAGAGAGUCAACGCGUGGUACUCCAGCUGCAUUCAUUAUGUUUUCUUGGACGAUCCGCGAACGGCAAAUGCGGUAGGCGAGCCGAAAGCAACUGGAGGAACGAUUUUGUCAUACGAGAAUUCACAGGGUCUGACGAUCGGCAGCUACGUCGACUUGGGACACAAACGGUCUGUGCAUUCUAUCUGUAGUCGAGAGAAGUGGUUUCAGCUUUGUCCGUUGUUUUGGGAUGGACGAGAACGACCGUUGGAGUCUGCAGAUCGAGCGGCUUGGAAUGCGGCCCAGGUCGCAAAGCUUUGAUUAUUUUUUUACUUGCUGAAUUGUACGAUAAUAUCUAUAGAACGCCUAUUUUUGCAUUAUUCAGCUACCGUUUGAUGCAUGACAUUUAUUCUGUAG
Molecule: messenger RNA, 1723 nt
Organism: Verruconis gallopava
Lineage: Eukaryota; Fungi; Ascomycota; Dothideomycetes; Venturiales; Sympoventuriaceae
Exons: 2
Coding region: 281-1627 (448 amino acids)
Biological process (GO): siderophore biosynthetic process
Source: RefSeq, a predicted model, not a curated record